Messenger RNA from Puntigrus tetrazona (Sumatra barb), 1607 nucleotides. It is a transcript of the gene stx11b.2, whose product is annotated as syntaxin 11b, tandem duplicate 2. Gene Ontology annotation, molecular function: SNARE binding; SNAP receptor activity. Gene Ontology annotation, biological process: synaptic vesicle fusion to presynaptic active zone membrane; exocytosis; intracellular protein transport. Lineage: Eukaryota; Metazoa; Chordata; Actinopteri; Cypriniformes; Cyprinidae. The coding region runs from base 619 to 1491 and encodes 290 amino acids. The transcript has 3 exons. Gene Ontology annotation, cellular component: SNARE complex; endomembrane system; presynaptic active zone membrane. The record is from RefSeq and is a predicted model, not a curated record.
UAGACAUAAAGUAGAUGAUUCGCCUGUUUAACUUAAGACAUUAAAUUGAAAUCUUCUUCACUGAAAUUAUAUAUAUGUGUGUGUGUGUGUGUGUGUGUGUAACCAGUUGGUUGGAGAAUGUGCAUAUUGGUUGUUAAUACAAAAAAUUGUUUUUCUUUCUGUCUUUCUCAAUCCUUUUUCCUGUGUACGUUAAACAACAUGACCAGCACAGUUGCAGAAGACUUAAAAUGUAGCCUGCAUCCAUUAGCAGUAAGAAAAAAAGAAGAUGAAUUUGGUUAAUUUACAUUUACAAGAGUUGACAUAUUCCUUCAGUAUACCGAUCGCACGUGAAGUGUCGCGCCUCUGCUGCCCCCUGUCGGACGUGUCGAUCUCUCCACACCUGACUUGGGGCGGGGUCUGAGCGUUACGUCACCGCUUGCACGCGGUGUUGUACAAGAAGAGGUGAAAUUUGUUAAGUGUGAUUUUUAUUUUCUAGGUCAGAUAAUCGCGUCGUUUUCGUAACAUGCAUAGCUGAUUUCGCAGGGAAUGCACAGAGAAGGACAUACUUUAAGGUUUUUAGUUACACAAGUGAUCCUUUACACUCUGACUUUUUGACUUGUGAGUUGCGUCUUACAAGUCAUGAGGGACAGACUUGGACAUCUCCAGGCAGUAUCACUGUCUAAUGGCACUGCAGCAGACCAAGAAACCGGCCAAGCUCCCUCUCCGUCAGAAAACACAGACUAUGAUGACCCUCAGGACCCCAGCACAAACCCUGACAUGGAAGCUGUCUUUGAUGAGGCACAGGAAGCUCGCCGUCAGAUUCAGUACAUCCACCUGGAAGUAAAGCGUCUCAGGGAGCGAAACUCGCAUAUUUUUACAGGCGCCGUCUGCUCUAGCGCUUCUAAUACCUGUGACUCUAAUGCUGUUGCAGCCGACAUCAAAACACGUGGACAGGAGAUGCUCGUGCACCUACGCAAGAUGGAUUCCCACAGGAAGGAGUUAGAGGAAAAGUAUGGCGUCAACUCAGCAGUGACGAGAAUCGCCCGAACACAGUAUGCCAGCAUAAGCAACGGUUUCCGUGAUGCCAUGGUGGAGUACAAUGACGCUGAGAUGAGCCAUAGGGAGUCUUGCAAGGUGUAUAUUCAGCGGCAGAUGGAGAUUGUGGGCCGAGAGGUCACAGGUGACCAGAUCGAAGAGAUGUUGGAGAGCGGACAGUGGAACGUCUUCAGUGAGAACAUGGUCUCAGAAGGUAAAACGGCACGGUCCGCGCUCAUCCAGAUCGAGAGUCGGCAUACAGAGCUGCUACAGCUGGAGAGACGCAUUCAGAGCCUUCAUGAGGUUUUUCUGGAUGUGGCCAUGUUAGUUGAAGAGCAGAGUUCAAUGAUGGACUACAUUCAUACCAAUGUUCAGUCAACUGAGGUGGAGGUCAGGGAAGUCCUCGUGAAGCUGGAGCGAGCCAAGAGGCAUGAUAGGAACAAUCCAUUUAAGAAAAUGUUCUUCUGGAAACGAUGACAUGGACAGAUAUCACAGUGUCAAUUCAAAAUCAUUUUUAUCUUCCUAUUCCUUAUUUAAGGAAAUGUAUAUUCAUCUUCUGAAGAAAAAUAAACGCACAUCAUACGAAUCUGUCA